CUUUUCUUUUCCAUAUUUCCAUUCAUUCUUUCAUUAAUUUUUCUCAUUAUUCGCCUCAGAGCUACGACUACAGUAAACUAGACUCGAUUCAAAACGACGUAGUUUCAAGCUGAAACGCAAGUUUCUCUACUUCACCAUCUUCUUCCUCGCUCAACAGAGAUUCUCUGUUCAUCCAAAACCCAUGUUUUUCUAGCGCAGUUAAGAAGAAUCGGUCUACGGAGCUCGAAACCACAAAAUCUGGAGCAUGAAUUGUUAGAUUUAGUGAAACAAUUUCAGAUUAUUUUGGGAUCGGAGUGUUGGUUUGGGAAUGUCUUUGAGGAUUAAAGCGGUGGUGGAUAAAUUCGUUCAGGAGCUGAAGGAAGCUCUGGACGCAGAUAUUCAGGACCGAAUUAUGAAAGAGAGAGAGAUGCAGAGCUAUAUUGAAGAGCGGGAACGUGAGGUUGCCGAGCGUGAGGCUGCCUGGAAAGCCGAGCUCUCUCGUCGCGAGGCAGAGAUUGCGCGUCAAGAAGCAAGACUAAAGAUGGAGAAAGAAAACCUCGAAAAGGAGAAAAGCGUCUUGAUGGGAACUGCAUCGAAUCAAGAUAAUCAAGAUGGAGCUCUUGAAAUCACUGUUAGUGGAGAAAAAUAUAGGUGCCUCAGGUUUUCAAAGGCGAAGAAAUGAGACACUGAAGUGAAUAAAAAAGGCUGAAAUUUUGGGAUGGCUAGACUCUAUUAUGGUGACUUUCAACUUCUUAUUCAUUCUGAAUUGCUUUGUGUACACAUUAUAGGUAUACCAUUUCAACAAAAUUGAAUUCAUUGUACCUUCUGAACAUUAUUGGUUAAUUCAAUGUAAUGAGAUUUUUAUUUCUUGGUUAGUGGAAACAGAAAAAGAAAAAAAAAAAUUCAUUUUUUGGCUA
Molecule: messenger RNA, 896 nt
Organism: Cannabis sativa
Lineage: Eukaryota; Viridiplantae; Streptophyta; Magnoliopsida; Rosales; Cannabaceae
Exons: 2
Coding region: 308-661 (117 amino acids)
Source: RefSeq, a predicted model, not a curated record